This is a messenger RNA of Hippoglossus stenolepis (Pacific halibut), 2018 nucleotides long. RefSeq names its product putative ferric-chelate reductase 1. Bases 68 to 1831 code for a protein of 587 amino acids. Gene Ontology annotation, molecular function: oxidoreductase activity, acting on metal ions. The transcript is spliced from 15 exons. Lineage: Eukaryota; Metazoa; Chordata; Actinopteri; Pleuronectiformes; Pleuronectidae. The record is from RefSeq and is a predicted model, not a curated record.
UCCACCUGAGCUCCCCUCACCUGAAUAGAAGCCUUGAAUCAGUUCAUGUUUUCCACCAGCUCUAUUCAUGAGCAGAUUGGAGUCCAAUCAUUUUUUUGCAAUGGACUAUAAUGUGUUGUUACUGGUGUGUAUUGCUCCGGUUGUUUGUUGCUACAGUUCAGGUCAAAUUAUGGACAGCUGUAAAGACAUGCAACCCCACCACUCUGGGUUGAGACCACAGACAGAACCAGCGCCCUACACCAUCACUACAGACCACAGCAGUUACAAACUGGGAGAGGAGGUCAAAGUUCAGCUCCUGGCUCUGGGCUCAGCACCAUUCAUUGGUUUCCUGUUACAAGCAAGAGAAGUGGGGGGGCAGUCUCCAGUGGGCUCCUUUGAGCUGACGCCAGGGGCUGCUCAGCUGCUCAUCUGCAGCCAGAGACCUAACUCUGCAGUAUCUCACCGAUCAGAGUCUGUUAAGACUUCUAUUUGGGUGACGUGGAGAUCAGAAGCAUCAAGAGACGGGAAACCCAUUCAGUUCCAUGCCUCCUUUGUGCAGAAUUAUAGGACAUUCUGGGUUGAUGUUACAAGUCUUGUCCUGACCUUCAGUGGAGGAUCCACCAGUCUGCCUAGACCAACGCUAACCAGUUCCACCACCACAUCAACAAUAGAAAGUCAACAUGCAUCACCGGGUAAGAGUAUCUCCAGUGCAGACUGUGGUAUCACCAAGAUGUGUUUCAGUCGGCCUUCAGACUGUGACCCUGCAGUCAGUGUCGACUGUUAUUUCAUGUCAGCCAUGAUGUCGUCUCCCACUGACAAAACCAUCCGAUAUGAGAUGACAGGUCCUUCAAAUGGAUACAUCUCUUUUGGAUUCUCAGAUGAUCAGAUGAUGGGAAAUGAUGACAUCUAUAUUUGUGGCAAAGGCAGUGACGGCCAAGUGGGGUUGCACCAUGCCUUCUCAACAGGUCGGACAGCUCCACAGGCUGUUCCUCUGGGGAAUGUGUCUGAUGUAAGAGCAUCAGCGCAGGACAGAGUAAUCAGCUGUUCCUUCACAUCCAUGAACACAAUUUCUACUCAGAGGACCAAGGGCUUCAACAAAACCUACCAUCUCAUGUUUGCUCAUGGACCCAGCAGCUCUGGACAAAUCCAGUUCCAUGCAGCUACCUUUAUCAGCACUGACAAGAUAGACAUCUCCAGACCGCAGAUUGUUGGAAAAGCUGGAUGGUCUCAUGUCAUCAAAGCACAUGGAGCACUAAUGCUGAUAGCCUGGAUGACCACAGGAUCACUAGGAAUGAUGGUAGCCCGAUAUCUGAAAGGAGUGACCAAAGGACACAACCUGUGGGGCAAAGAUGUCUGGUUUCUGGUCCAUGUAGCAGUGAUGUGUGUUACGGUAGCAGCCACAAUCAUUGCCUUCAUCCUCUCAUUUUCACAUGUCAAGGCCUGGUCUAAAGGAGCCCAUCCAGUGUUGGGCUGCCUGGUUAUGAUCCUCUCAUUCCUCCAGCCCGUAGUGGCACUGAUGCGUUGCGGACAGCAACAUCCACUGAGAUUUCUGUUCAACUGGUCCCAUUCUUUAAAUGCUGUGGUUAUAAAAACUUUGGCUGUGGCAGCCAUAUUUACCGGUCUGAAGUUGAUUGAUAGCACACUGGACCGUUGGCUGAUGAAAGUGAUGGGUGGUUUUGUUGGAUGGGAAGCUUUGUGCUACAUCCUCCUGGAGGUGCAUUUAAAUUGCACGGUCAGCAAUACAGAUACUUUGAAAUCGAAAAAGAUAACAGUCAUCCUGCUGAUGGUCCUAUUCUGUCUGGGAAACUGUGCCUUUCUUGUGGCACUGUUGGUGGGAAUUGGGACGUCAUAGGAAGAACCAUGAUACAUCAAAAACAUAGUACUACAGCAUUUCUAUUGUUUUUGCACUGGGGCCCAAAGGGUGUUGGGUGUCAUCCAUACUGAAUGGAUCAGAGGUUAUAAGGAACCUUUGGCCUCUUUAAAGUGACUGUCAUGAUCAUUAUGUGGUUCAUUAUUAAAUAAUGCUGUAUUUCAAAUUA